AUGUCCGCCACUACGCGGAGUUCGAGCUCCUCCCCCGAUAUCCUAGGCCCGCCAGGCGAUGCCGAUUACCUCAUUUCGUCUCCGAUAAAACCCUUUACCGGUCGCCAAAGCGUAUACUCCCCCGCCGUCACCGCGCGCAGACAAACACCGGCCAGAGGAACCCCAGCCAAGCGACCACGCGUGAGCCUGAGUCCCGCGAAGAGCGCGCAUUCAAUCCGAUUCGACGAUGUGCUGCUACCUGGAUCGCCUACAAUGAAACUCGAGGGUCGCCAAAGGUCGCUUUCUCCGCUGAAGGAUCAACAGGAUGGGAACGUGAGCCCAUGGCGCAUUCGAGUUACACUUGAGGCGACACAAGACGAGGAAAACCAAGGCGAAAUGCAGGCCAGUCCGUCGCGCAAACGGCGUCGUCCAUCUACCGUGACCACAAAAAUACCCUUGAAAGAUGAUCGGAGUCCGCUAGCGGAAAAGACACCUUCAAGACCGCGUGGGCGCCCACGGAAAUCAGACACGAAGCCACUGAAUGGAUCGCCGUGGCCAGCAGCCAGCCCGGGGAAUACACCAGGGCGCCCAGGAGCGACACCAAUGAGAAAACGAGGAAGACCACCCAAGGGCACGCCGAGACCAAGUUUACAGGAAAUACAUGUCGAUGAAGAUGAGACAACGCCAGCGCCCGUGUCGCAGCCGAUCCCUUCGCUUGAGACCGAACCUGAGCCUGAACAACAUACCAGCCCAAUGGAUAUUGCCCCGGAUGGGGCCACCGAGCCACUUCAAAGAAUGAGCCCCGUCAAUAUUGCUGGAAAUGAUGGCUUCGACAGCGAUUCGCUGGGAGCGGACGAUUUGCCCAUCGCAGAUCUUACAGGGCCAUUCCAAGCAUACGGGGAGAUUUCCAACGGCAGUGCCAAUCGUGGGUAUGGCAGAGCCACAUAUGAUACUCCUAUUAUUGGAGCAUCCGAGCACCACUUCUUGGACAACGAGGAGAACAUCCACUCGACACCGUCUAAAAUGCCAUCGCCAACUCGAGAGAGGCGGUCUUCUUCGGUCAGGUCGGUACGCGAAGCCCCCGUGCCCUCGGCGCCUUCGUCCACUCGUACAUACCCUACUCCGACUCCUACUUCUUCGCUGGCCGAGGAAGAAAACCAAGCUCGGGGGGGCUCCUACGAACCUCGAGCCAGAACACUAUCAUAA
Messenger RNA from Penicillium argentinense, 1185 nucleotides. RefSeq lists its product as uncharacterized. The record is from RefSeq and is a predicted model, not a curated record. The coding region runs from base 1 to 1185 and encodes 394 amino acids. The transcript has a single exon. Lineage: Eukaryota; Fungi; Ascomycota; Eurotiomycetes; Eurotiales; Aspergillaceae. Gene Ontology annotation, molecular function: DNA binding.